Messenger RNA from Cladocopium goreaui, 2397 nucleotides. Lineage: Eukaryota; Dinophyceae; Suessiales; Symbiodiniaceae. The record is from the annotation of a GenBank genome assembly.
AUGAAAUCUGCCCGGGCAAGCUCGGGUUUCCCCGUCUGGCUCUACCGAAGUUUGGGUAUGCGGGGUGUUCUGGUCACCGUUUUCGCCGGACUUCUUCUGACCGUGGCCGGGUGCAAUGGUGCUUCGAAUGAAGAGGCCCAGCCGAAGACGAAGUCGUUCGCCGGCGAAGAGCUGACACUGCUGGUGGUCGAUGAUCCCGCCGUGGCGAAGGUUUGCUCGGAGCUGGCAGCCGAAUGGAACGCCCGGACCGGGGCAUCGUAUCGCGUAAUCGAGGCUCCCAGCGAAGAAGCACUGGCGGCGAAGCAUUGGAAGGUGGCCGAUGCGGCGAUCUAUCCUUCUUAUUUAAUUGGUCCGGCGGCCAAGGCGGGUUAUUUGGAACCGCUGAAGCCCGAAUGGCUGGAAGACGAGCAGGUUGCGGCGCAGGACGUGUUCCCAUUGCUCCGCACGCAGGUCACGACCUGGGGUGAGGAAACCAUGGCCCUGGCCUGCGGUUCGCCCUCUUUCGUUUGCUAUUACCGCGCCGAUAUUCUGCGGAAGUUCGACCGGCGGCCGCCGACCACCUGGGCCGAGUAUGCAGAGCUGGCCGAGUUUAUGAAGGAUCGUUCUCGACUGGGCGAACUUGCCCCGGCGGAGAAUGUGCCUUGGAACGCGACGCUCGAGCCGCUGGCCGGCGAUUGGGCGGCGCUUACGUUGCUGGCCCGAGCGGCGACCUACGCCAAGCAUUCCGAUCAUUACUCCGCUCUAUUCAAAAUGAGCACGAUGGACCCGCUCAUCGCUGGUCCGCCUUUUGUGCGUGCGCUGGAGGAGCUGGUCGAGUUGUUUGGCACGGAAGCUGGCGAGGUGGAGCGAUUCGACUUGAACGAAGUUCGUCGACGCUUUUGGUCAGGACAAUCCGCAUUGGCGAUUGGUUGGCCGAGUGCUGCGGAAAGCGAUUUGUCGAAUGAUCCUCGCUACGCAUCGGCAGACGGAGAGCAACGACCAGUAGAGGCCAGCUUCUGCCGGCUUCCGGCUUCCCGCGAUGUGUUCAACCCAGGUCAGCAGGAAUGGGAAGAGCGCCCAGAAGGUGACACAGGGGCGAUUCCGUUGUUGGCGAUCGAGGGGCGUCUAGCUUCGAUCUGUUCAGGUAGCGAUCACGAAUCGGCCGCACUGGCACUAAUCGCGUCUCUGUCGGGGCGGGAAUGGGGAGCCACGGUGUUUGCGGAGAGUCCGGCGACAACGCUUUACCGCAACUCGCAAAGGAAAGAUAUGGCCGCCUGGGUCGAGCCGCCUGUUUCGGCGGCGGGCGCGACCGAGUACGGCGAACUGGUGGCUGAGAUGUAUUCAGGGGGUGAAGCGUUGACCGCCUUGCGAAUUCCCGGACGCGACCGCUAUCUUGCCGAAUUGAGCGCGGCCGUGGUCGAUGCCCUCGCGGGAAAGGAUUCGCCCGAGGUGCUACUCCGCCGCGUGGCUGCCGCCUGGAACGAGAUCACGAUCAAACUCGGCUCCGACCGCCAACGACAGGCCUACCAGCAAGAAAGUCAGAUUGUGUCCAAGCUCGACCGUAUUCGCGUCGCGGUGAUCGGCACCGGAUCGAUUUCCACCGAUGAGCAUAUCCCCGGCUGGCAAGCUAUUCCCGAUGCCGAAAUCGUGGCCCUGGCCGACGCCAGCGAACUGGCACUCGCCUCGGCAAAGAAGCUGGUUCCGGACGGCGUUCGCCUGGUGAACGACUACCGCGAUCUGCUUGAUGAUUCCGAUAUCGAUGUGUUCGACAUUUGCGCCCCGAGUGCCUUGCAUGCUGAGAUUUCCAUAGCCGCCAUGCAGGCGGGCAAGCACGUGUUGUGCGAAAAGCCGAUGGCGACGUGCCGUGAAGAUGCCGCGCGGGUACUGACCGCACGCAAUGAAACCGGGCGCCAUUACAUGACGGCCCUACACAUGCGGGUCGAUCCUUCGGUGGUAUCGCUACGCAAGGCCCUGGAAAGUGUUCCGUUGGGUGAGGUGUACUACGCCCGGGCGCAAUGGCUGCGGCGACGACGCUUGCCGGGGCGGAAGGGCUUCACCACGCGAGCCCUGUCGGGCGGUGGCCCCUCUUACGAUCUGGGUGUUCAUAUGUUCGAUCUGGCGUGGUGGAUGAUGGGUUGCCCACGACCGGUGCGAGUGAGCGGGACCAUGUCUGAUCGGCUGGUGCACCGCACCGACUUGGCAUCAGAAUGGGGCGAAUGGGAUCCGGCGACGAUUGACGUAGAGGACUUUGCCGCCGGGUGGAUUCGCUUCGAGAACUCGGCUGUGCUCGCCUUGGAGACGAGCUGGCUGAUGUUCGACAACGUGCCUGAACGAUGGCAAGUGCAACUGUACGGCGAUCAGGCCGGGGCGGUUUGGUGCCACGUAUCGAUGAGCCACGGCACAUUCAGCGCACGCUGA